AAGGAGAUCAAACACAAAUCAUCACUUGAGGUAUCGACUAUUGUUUCCUUUUGUUGUUCUUGUGAUCUUCGGUUGCGAGAAGAAGUCAAGGGAAACACGUUCAAUGGCACGGGGAACCAUCGUACCCACCCUUCUAGUGUUUCUUCUGGCCGUUUGCUGUGCAACCUCCGUUGUGCAUGGCAAAGAGUGGACAGUCGGUGACAACAAGGGAUGGAGCUUCGGCGUCUCCGGUUGGGAGAAUGGCAAGCGCAUCCAGUCCGGCGACGUGCUUGUGUUCAAGUACAACCCGAGUAUGCACAACGUGGUGCAGGUGGGAGAAGCCGACUACAACUCAUGUACGGUUUCUGGCCCGUCGAGGGCUUACACCUCCGGCAAUGACCACAUCCAGCUUGCCCGCGGUGGCAAAGCAUUCUUCCUCUGCAGCGUUCCGGGCCACUGCCAGAAGGGCAUGAAGAUCGCUGUCACUGCUUAAUUGAUCUCGCGCAUAUGUGUGUCUAUGUAUUUUUACUUUGUACCAAAUCUUUAUGGUAUACUAUCCCAUGAUAAAUUGGUGAUAGAAGAAAUCAAUUGAUCCUACUUGUGUGUC
Messenger RNA from Hordeum vulgare subsp. vulgare (domesticated barley), 586 nucleotides. Its product is annotated as basic blue protein-like. The record is from RefSeq and is a predicted model, not a curated record. NCBI's taxonomy places the organism in Eukaryota, Viridiplantae, Streptophyta, Magnoliopsida, Poales, Poaceae. The transcript is spliced from 2 exons. Gene Ontology annotation, cellular component: plasma membrane. The coding region runs from base 104 to 472 and encodes 122 amino acids. Gene Ontology annotation, molecular function: electron transfer activity.